Nanorana parkeri is the source of this 411-nucleotide messenger RNA. Its product is annotated as 60S ribosomal protein L31-like. Gene Ontology annotation, biological process: cytoplasmic translation. Gene Ontology annotation, cellular component: cytosolic large ribosomal subunit; ribosome. Lineage: Eukaryota; Metazoa; Chordata; Amphibia; Anura; Dicroglossidae. The record is from RefSeq and is a predicted model, not a curated record. The annotation marks the transcript as partial. Gene Ontology annotation, molecular function: structural constituent of ribosome. The transcript has a single exon.
AUAAAGAAGGGAGGCGAGAAGAAAAAGGGCCGCUCUGCCAUCAAUGAAGUAGUUACUAGGGAGUAUACCAUCAAUAUUCACAAGCGGAUCCAUGGAAUUGGCUUUAAGAAACGCGCUCCCCGCGCUCUGAAGGAAAUCCGCAAAUUCACAAUAAAAGAAUUGCGUACUCCUGAUGUGCGCAUUGACACCAGGCUGAACAAAGCUGUGUGGGCCAAAGGGAUCAGAAAUGUUCCAUACCGUAUUUGUGUGCGCUUGUCCAGGAAGCAUAAUGCGGAUGAAGAUUCCCCCAACAAACUGUACACACUGGUCACAUAUGUGCCAGUUACUACAUACAAUGGUCUACAGACAGUCAAUGUUGAUGAAAAUUACAUUAAUUUUUCAUUGUUGAAAUAAAAAAGAAAAAAUUAAAAC